Aedes aegypti (yellow fever mosquito) is the source of this 2587-nucleotide messenger RNA. It is a transcript of the gene Pdi, whose product is annotated as protein disulfide-isomerase. Gene Ontology annotation, molecular function: protein disulfide isomerase activity. The record is from RefSeq and is a predicted model, not a curated record. Gene Ontology annotation, cellular component: endoplasmic reticulum. Gene Ontology annotation, biological process: protein folding; response to endoplasmic reticulum stress. The transcript has 4 exons. Lineage: Eukaryota; Metazoa; Arthropoda; Insecta; Diptera; Culicidae. Bases 209 to 1693 code for a protein of 494 amino acids.
GACGUUUUCGUGCGUCGUUCGUGGCCAAUCGCAACAGCACACGAGCUCGAGGUUGAGAGUUUGCCACGUUCGACUUUUCCUGUCGCCGUCAUCAACUCUCCACGAGCCGAACCCAUCAUCUAUCAGUCAGUAGUGGUCUGAGCGUUGAUACCAAGGAAGGAACAAAGGCAACGGGUAGGCUAAGGAAACAUAUAGUCCGGAUUACAAUAUGCGAGUUCUAAAGUCGUUAAGUUUGGUGCUUUUGGUCGCCGGAUUGGCUCUGGUGGCCUCGGAUGCCGAAGUGAAGGAAGAGGAUGGCGUCCUGGUGCUGACCAAGGAUAACUUCCAGUCGGUGGUCGAAGGCAACGAAUUCGUCCUGGUUGAGUUCUAUGCUCCAUGGUGCGGACACUGCAAAGCCCUCGCCCCUGAAUACGCCAAGGCCGCCAAGGCUCUGGCUGAGAAGAACUCCAACAUCAAGCUCGGCAAGGUCGAUGCCACCGAAGAGCAGGAACUCUCCGAAAAGCAUGGAGUCCGUGGCUACCCGACGCUGAAAUUCUUCCGCAAUGGAACUCCCAUUGAGUACACUGGCGGUCGCGAAAAGGACACCAUCAUUUCCUGGUUGGAGAAGAAGACUGGCCCAGCUGCCAAGGAACUGGAAACCGUUGCCGAAGCCGAAGAAUUUCUGAAGGAACACAAUGUCGCCGUUGUCGGUUUCUUCAAGGACCGCGAAUCGGCUGAAUGCAAGGCUUUCCUGGCUACUGCCAAUGCCGUCGAUGACUAUCCAUUCGCCGUGACCUCCAGCGAAGAUGUGUACGCCAAAUACGAAGCCAAGUGCGGAUCCAUUGUUCUGUUCAAGCACUUCGAUGAUGGAAAGGCUGUCUUCGAUGGCGAAUACACCGAGGAAGCUCUGAAGAAGUUCGUUACCGCUCAGGCUCUGCCACUGAUUGUUGACUUCAGCCACGAAACCGCCCAGAAGAUCUUCGGAGGAGAAAUCAAGAACCAUCUGCUGUUCUUCAUCUCGAAGGAAGCUGGACACAUGGAGAAGUACAUUGAAGCCGCCAAGGAAGUCGCCAAGAAGUACCGCGAGAAGAUCCUGUUCGUCACCAUUGAUGCCGACCAAGAAGAUCACCAACGUAUCCUGGAAUUCUUCGGAAUGAAGAAGGAUGAGGUCCCAUCGAUGCGCAUCAUCCAUCUGGAAGAAGAUAUGGCCAAGUACAAGCCAGAAACCAAUGAUUUGGCUGCUGAUAAGGUUGAGCUGUUCGUUUCCAAGUUCUUCGAAGGCAAGAUUAAGCAGCACCUGCUGUCCCAGGAAGUCCCUGAAGACUGGGACAAGAACCCCGUCAAAGUUCUGGUCGCCGACAAGUUCGACGAAGUCGCCAUGGACUCAACCAAGGAUGUGCUGGUCGAAUUCUACGCCCCAUGGUGCGGACACUGCAAACAGCUGGUGCCAAUCUACGAUAAACUGGGAGAGAAAUUCGCCGAUCACGAGUCUAUCGUGAUUGCCAAGAUGGAUGCUACUGCCAACGAGCUGGAGCACACCAAGAUCAACUCGUUCCCAACGAUCUACCUGUACCGAAAGGGAGACAACCAGAAGGUCGAAUACCGAGGAGAGCGCACUCUGGAAGGAUUCGUCAACUUCCUGGAAGGAAAGUCCGAGGAACCCGAGGUCGAGGAAACCGAAGAGGACCAGAAGCCAGAGAAGGAUGAGCUGUAAAUUGCCUUUGAGCAGAGGAGUGUUAAUAGUAAGAGCUAAGAGCCAAACCACAUGAGACAAAACAACCCCAACGUCAUCGGAAUUCCAUCGUGUGGUUAACGGAACACGUCAGACACUUACCGAAACAAGUACAUACACACAAAUAUACACUCACACACCUGUAACAAAAUUCCAUAUAGCUCAGACAGAACAAAACAGAGAAUGUAAAAUUCCACCAUCCAGCAGGCAUUAUCGACAGGUAGACAGACAGUGUUGUAAAAUAGUCACGAUAGGGUCCCCGUUUUCCCCUUUUCAGAUAGGCGAAAGAAAGAAAAGUAGGAAGUUUAUCUUUUCAAGAGACUGUUUUUAUUUAAUAGUUUUGUGCGCUGUCAGGGGGAGUCUGAAUUGUGAGAAAAUAAUAUAUAAUAUGAAUUGAGAUCGACAAAAAAGGCGCAAAUUGUGUGAAAAAGCGAUAGAAGUUGAAGUUAAGGUAACAGAAUGCAUUUUUCAAAUGUUAUAUUAACAUUAAACAAAAUAAAAAUUAUGAAAGGAACACUAAACGAAUGUAGUAUCAAUUUUUUUCCGCUGUUUAACUAACAGACCUCUUCCAUGUUGUGGCAAAAGCUUGAUUGACAAAACCUGGGCUGAAUAACCGAAGCAUUUAGUCUGCUCUGCUAAAUGGGUUGCCAGCUCCAGUAAACUAGCAAUCUUCUGCGCGGGUUUCAGCACAAACUAGCGAUGCUUUAUUCCAUAGGAACCAUCAUAAUUCAAAUGUAACAAAGAACGCAGAGCAGAAAUUAAUCUGACAUCUACUCAACUUGUUAGGAAAUUGGCAAAUUCAUUUUCGCGGUAAAAUCUAACUGUCUUGGAAACAAUCGGUUGAAUGAAAUGAUAAUAAAGUGAUAGGAAAAUUGA